GGUUGGAGGUCUUAUCUACCCAGUACCCACCCACUUCAUACGCGUCGAAUUUGACUAUUGUGGUCGUAUUAUAUCUCCGUUUCUUCAAGUUUCUCCGGGAAAAUUUUGUUUGGGGUCGGUUGACUCUGCAACUUCACUAGACUUUGGGGGGAAAUUAGAUCUUCGCCAAUUAAGCGAAGCAUUUCCGCUGAAGAUUUGUUGGGCGAGUUGAUUCUCUUGCCGGGAUGGGGGAUGGGGCGGCGCCUUCUCGAUAUGUGAAAUUGACGAAAGAUCAAGCACCUUUGGAAGAGAUCAAGCCGGGUGAGCUUAACCAGCCCAUCGAAGUUCCUCAGCUAAAUGUUCGUAAAUGCAACGAGUGUGGACAGCCUCUACCUGAAAGCUUUGAACCUCCAGCCGAUGAACCUUGGACGACUGGGAUUUUUGGCUGUGCUGAAGAUACCCAAAGUUGCUGGACUGGACUGUUCUGUCCAUGUGUUUUGUUCGGGCGCAAUGUUGAAAGCUUGAGAGACGAUGAUAUGGACUGGACAAGGCCGUGCGUGUGUCAUGCUAUUUUCGUUGAAGGUGGCAUUGCUUUGGCGACAGCGACUGCAGCACUCCAUUGCAUUGAUCCAAACACGACUUUUCUCAUUUGUGAGGGAUUAAUGUUUACCUGGUGGAUGUGUGGCAUAUACACUGGACUCGUUCGCCAAUCUUUGCAAAAGAAGUAUCAUCUUAAGAACUCCCCGUGCGAUCCUUGCAUGACGCAUUGCUGCCUGCACUGGUGCGCUCUAUGUCAAGAACACAGGGAGAUGAAGGGACGUCUGGCCGAUAACUUUGCUGUGCCAAUGACCAUCGUGAACCCGCCACCCGUUCAAGAAAUGAAGUCGGAGAACGUCGGUGAAGGCACAGCACCAUCUUCCAGUGCCAGCAAUGGCCGGACCAAUCUGGAAAUGCAAGCUUUGUAGAUUCCUUGAUAGAGAUCCAACUACACCACCACCACAGCAAAAGUUAGUACAUUAGAUAUUUUCAGUGAGGUUUUGUGGGACUCGGACCACCCUAUACUCAGUCUUAUAAAGUUGAAUCAUUUAUAUUUUAAAUUCCUUAAAUAUUUGAUUUUUUCUUUUUUUCGACCCGAUGAGCUGACUCGGCUGAGUUAUAUCCUGGUUGAUUGGUACUGUGGACACCGUAGAUUUUGUGGUGCAAUUUUUUGGGGACGUUCAUGCUGAAAUAUUAUGGCCGUGGCCUUUGCUUGCCGAUA
Messenger RNA from Momordica charantia (bitter melon), 1237 nucleotides. RefSeq names its product PLAC8 family protein. The record is from RefSeq and is a predicted model, not a curated record. Lineage: Eukaryota; Viridiplantae; Streptophyta; Magnoliopsida; Cucurbitales; Cucurbitaceae.